Aplosporella prunicola CBS 121167 is the source of this 816-nucleotide messenger RNA. RefSeq lists its product as uncharacterized. Gene Ontology annotation, cellular component: endopeptidase Clp complex. Gene Ontology annotation, molecular function: ATPase binding; serine-type endopeptidase activity; ATP-dependent peptidase activity. Gene Ontology annotation, biological process: protein quality control for misfolded or incompletely synthesized proteins. The record is from RefSeq and is a predicted model, not a curated record. Lineage: Eukaryota; Fungi; Ascomycota; Dothideomycetes; Botryosphaeriales; Aplosporellaceae. The transcript is spliced from 5 exons. Bases 21 to 743 code for a protein of 240 amino acids.
CGACCGCCGCCAGUCAGACAAUGUCAAUGAUCGCACAGAGGGCACUGAGGUCGCCGGUGCUUCGGCAGCCCGGCCUGCGCGCCUUUUCCGGCCUAUCGCGCGAUGCGCAGCCCCCCGCGCCCCGCGGAUGGACGCCGACGCCCUUUGUCACGGAGACGGUCGGUGGUGGCUGGCACACCUAUGACAUCUACUCGCGGUUAUUGAAGGAGCGCAUUGUCUGCUUGAACGGCCAAGUGGAUGAAACGUUAUCUGCAAACAUCGUAGCUCAACUGCUCUUCCUAGAAGCCGACAACCCGGAGAAGCCGAUUAACCUCUACAUCAAUUCCCCCGGUGGCUCAGUUACAGCAGGUCUCGCUAUCUACGACACCAUGACCUAUAUCCGCUCUCCUGUCACAACCAUCUGUAUAGGCCAGGCAGCAAGCAUGGGUUCUCUCUUGCUCUGUGGUGGAGCUGCUGGCCACCGCUUCUGCCUUCCUCACAGCUCCGUCAUGGUGCAUCAGCCCAGCGGCGGCUACUUUGGACAAGCUUCCGACAUUGCGAUUCACGCAAAGGAGAUUCUGCGCGUCAGGACGCAGUUGAACAAGAUAUACCAGAGGCAUAUGACGAAGCCGCAUACGCUGGAGCAGAUUGAGAAAUUGAUGGAGCGUGACUAUUUCAUGGCGGCAGAGGAGGCUAAGGAUUUGGGCAUAAUUGACAAGAUCCUGGAACGGAGAGACACGGAGGAGAAGAAGGAGGAUAGCUAGGGAGGACUUGAAAGUUGCCAUAUACCAAUUGAAUCAGUAAAUAGGUAUUCGUGCUUGGUACUGUAGGUAUGAC